Messenger RNA from Lynx canadensis (Canada lynx), 4362 nucleotides. RefSeq lists its product as uncharacterized. Gene Ontology annotation, biological process: virion assembly; DNA integration; proteolysis. Gene Ontology annotation, molecular function: aspartic-type endopeptidase activity; nucleic acid binding; RNA-DNA hybrid ribonuclease activity. Lineage: Eukaryota; Metazoa; Chordata; Mammalia; Carnivora; Felidae. The record is from RefSeq and is a predicted model, not a curated record.
UUCUCUUCUCCUCUUCCUCAGAAUCAUAACAUGGGCCAAACGCAGAGCACCCCUCUCUCCCUCCUUCUCGCCAACUUCAGGGACGUAAAAGCUAGGGGACACAACUUAAGCCUAGACAUUCGCAAAAGGAAGUUGAUCACCUAUUGCCGCUCUGAAUGGCCCACCUUUGGGGUCAAUUGGCCUACAGAGGGAACCUUCUGCCUCCCCGUGGUCCUUAAAGUAAAAUCAAUAAUUUUCCUACCAGGGAAAGAAGGUCACUCGGAUCAGAUUCCCUAUAUUCUGGUGUGGCAAGAUUUAGUAGAAAACCCACCUCCCUGGAUGGCCUCUUUCUUAACAACAGGGCCAUGCAAAAUUCUAGCGGCUAAACCUAUCAACCCACCCAAGCCGCCAACUCCAACUGCACCCCCUGUUCUCCCCGACAGCCAAGAUUUACUUUCCCUUGACCCUCCCCCUUACCAGGUUCCUCCUCUCAUUCCGCAAGCUGCCCCUAUCCCUGCUGCGCCGGCAGAGCCUCCCGUAGCCCAGCCCAUAGGAGAACUAGAGAAUAGGGAGGCUCAACCCGCGCCCAUGCCUAGUGGGGGCGAAGUCCAAAGGCCGGCUGGACGCACCCGUAGGCGGGCCCCUCAUGAGCCAGGACUCCGCCUUCCUGACUCCACCGUAGCUUUACCCUUACGGGAAAUAGGGCCUCCCGAUGGUACGGGGAACCCCCGACUUCAAUACUGGCCCUUCUCUACCAGUGACCUAUAUAACUGGAAAACCCAGAAUGCCCGAUUUUCUGACAACCCUAAAGAUUUAAUAAGUCUCUUAGACAGUGUUAUGUUUACCCACCAACCCACCUGGGAUGAUUGUCAGCAGCUCCUCCGAAUCCUGUUCACCACCGAGGAAAUGACCAAAGUCCUGGCCGCUGUUGUCCAAAAGCCCCUGGAUAAACAAAAGUCCCUAGAUAAGGACCAAUGUGCCUAUUGCAAAGAAAAAGGCCAUUGGGCCCGAGAAUGCCCUAAAAAGAAAAAGCCACGUCAUGAUCAAAAACCGUGGCAGCCAAAAACCACACCCGCCCUCUUCACUCAAGAUGCAGAAUAGGGGAGACGGGGUUCGGAUCCCCUCCCCGAACCUAGGGUAACGCUACAAGUGGAGGGGAACCCAGUUCAAUUCCUAGUCGACACAGGGGCACAACAUUCGGUCUUGAUCAGACCCCAUGGAAAAAUUUCUGAAAAAUCUUCCUGGGUCCAAGGGGCUACCGGGAUAAAAAAAUAUCCCUGGACCACCCAGAGGACUGUGGACCUAGGAAAUGGAAAGGUCACCCAUUCCUUCCUAGUCAUCCCCGACAGCCCCUGCCCCUUAUUAGGAAGAGACUUACUCACUAAAAUGGGGGCCCAGAUUCAUUUUACGCCAGGGGGCCCCCAAGUGACUGGCCCUCACAACCAACCCAUUACCAUACUUACUCUAAGAUUAGAAGAUGAAUAUCGACUCCAUCAGGGGCCACCCUCACAAAGUCAAAACAUAGAGCCCUGGCUCCAGCAGUUUCCAGAAGCAUGGGCUGAAACCGGGGGUAUGGGGUUGGCUAAACAUCGCCCAGCUCUAUUCAUAGAGCUGAAACCAGGGGCAGAUCCAGUUCGGGUCCGACAAUACCCGAUGUCAAUGGAGGCCAGAAAUGGCAUCACGCCACAUAUCCGUCGCCUCCUAGACUUAGGCAUCUUGCGUCCCUGCCAUUCAGCCUGGAACACCCCCCUGCUGCCUGUACGAAAACCUAACAGUGCGGACUACCGUCCGGUACAAGAUCUGAGAGAAGUUAACUGCCGAGUCAUGGACAUACACCCAACAGUACCCAACCCCUAUACCCUCCUAAAUGCCCUCAGCCCAGGAAGACAAUGGUAUACUGUCCUUGAUUUAAAAGAUGCUUUUUUCAGCCUGCCUCUGGCCCCCAAAAGCCAAGAGCUCUUCACCUUCGAGUAGUGGUCCGACCCUGAGAGAGGCAUAAAUGGGCAACUCACCUGGACCCGGCUCCCCCAAGGAUUUAAAAACUCACCCACCUUGUUCGAUGAGGCACUUCACGAGGAUCGAUCCGAGGUAACCUACUUGGGGUAUCUGUUAAGAGAAAGCCAACGAUGGCUCACUGAUGCACGGAAGGAAACCGUCCUCCGCAUCCCCUGACCCACAACGCGAAGGCAGGUAAGAGAAUUCCUGGGAUCGGCCGGGUUCUGCCGCUUGUAGAUACCUCGGUUCGCCGAGAUGGCUAAGCCUCUUUACCGGGUCACCCGAGAACAGGUGCCCUUUGAAUGGACAGAGGAAACUGAGCAGGCUUUCCAGCAAAUUAAACUCGCCCUGUUGUCGGCACCAGCCUUAGGGCUCCCCGAUGUCUCCAAACCCUUUCAUCUCUUCGUAGAUGAAAACAAAGGGGUAGCCAAAGCAGUGCUGACGCAACUCCUUGGCCCAUGGCCCAGGCCCGUUGCCUAUCUUUCAAAAAGACUGGACCCAGUAGCGGCUGGCUGGCCCUCUUGCCUCCGUAUGAUCGCUGCUACAGCUCUAAUGGUAAAGGAUGCUGAUAAAUUAACUAUGGGACAAGAGUUACAUGUUACAACCCCUCAUGCCAUCGAGGGAGUCCUCAAACAACCUCCUGACCGAUGGAUAAGUAACGCCCGACUGGUUCACUACCAGGGACUAUUAUUAAAUCCCCUCAGAAUCAUUUAUGCUCCCCCCCGAACACUAAACCCUGCCUCCCUGUUACCAGACCCGGACUUGGAUACCCCCCUCCAUGACUGCGCUGAGAUAUUGGCACAAGUUCAUGGAGUUCGGGAAGAUUUACAGGAUGACCCUCUACCAGACGCCCAGGUUACCUGGUUCACUGACGGCAGCAGCUUUGUACAUCAGGGUCAAAGGUAUGCGGGGGCAGCAGUCACAACUAAAACUGAGACUGUUUGGGCAGAGCUUUUGUCAGCUGGCACCUCUGCCCAACGGGCUGAACUUGUGGCCUUAACCAAGGCACUGACUUUGGGAAAAGACAAGAGACUAAACGUGUAUACCGAUAGCAGAUAUGCUUUUGCUACGGCCCACAUACAUGGAGCUAUAUACAGAGAGAGGGGACUGUUAACUGCAGAGGGGAAAACUAUCAAAAACAAAGAAGAAAUAUUGGCUCUUUUAAAGGCACUCUGGCUGCCUAAACGACUAGCCAUCAUACAUUGCCCAGGCCACCAAAAACCGGUCACACCGGUGGCUAGAGGAAAUAAUUUGGCUGACCAGGUGGCCCGAGAGGCGGCCUUACAGGUGGACUGUGCUUUAAUGACCACCCUACCAGACCCCGGUUCAGCUAGUUUACCAGAAAGUCCCACCUACACUAAAGAAGACCUAAACUGGAUCCAAAAAUUGCCUAUGACUCAGUGCCUUAAUGGAUGGUGGAGAGCAGCAGACUGUAGCAUAAUCCUCCCAGAAGAAAUGGGAAAUAAAGUCUUAUCCAAGAUGCACCGAGCCACUCAUAUGGGCACAAGAGAAAUGCAAGACUUAAUAAGACAUGCUAGGAUCACCAUUAAAGACUCUAGGACAAAAAUUGAACAGAUAGUUACUAGCUGUAAACCUUGCCAAUUAACUAAUGCCACCAACCACGGAAAAAACCCUGGCUCCAGAACCCGCGGAACCAGGCCGGGAGCCUAUUGGGAAGUAGACUUCACCGAGGUAAAGCCUGGAAAAUAUGGAUACAAAUAUUUGUUAGUGUUUAUAGAUACCUUUUCAGGAUGGACAGAGGCCUUCCCCACCAAGCAUGAGAUUGCGCAGGUAGUAGCAAAGAAAAUGUUGGAAGACAUCAUGCCCAGGUACGGAUUCCCUACCCUAAUAGGAUCAGACAAUGGACCAGCAUUCGUUUCAAAGGUAAUACAAGGGAUAGCGCAGUUUAUUGGGGCCGAUUGGAAACUACAUUGUGCAUAUAGACCCCAAAGCUCAGGACAGGUAGAAAGAAUGAAUAGAACCCUAAAAGAGACCCUAACCAAAUUGACCAUGGAGACUGGCGCUAACUGGGUAGUCUUACUCCUCUACGCUCUGUUCAGGGUGUGGAACUCCCCUUACAAACUGGGAUUAACCCCCUUUGAAAUCAUGUAUGGAGUGCCCCCCCCAUAAUUCCCAACCUACAGUCUAAUGUGUUAACUGAAUUUGAUGAUCAUAAACUUCUUAUUUCCCUGAGGGAACUCCAGCGCACCCACCAGAAAGUUUGGCCCAGACUGAGAGCCGUUUACGAGACCGGGCCCCCUCCUGAGCCGCAUCACUACCGACCCGGAGACUGGGUAUACGUGAGGAGACAUGAGCGAAAAAAGAAAGAACAGGAGGCAGGAUGGUUUGAAUCCUGGUUCAGUGCGUCCCCAUGGUUAACUACCCUGC